AUGGACACGACGCCCGGAGCUCGGGACCGAACUGCGCUCUUCCAGAAACUGAAGCCAUUUUGUGUCAAAAUCAGCCAACAUGCUAUCCGCGACCCUGACGGGCCCGCGGCUACCCAAGAGUUGGUUGAGCAUACGAGCCAGGUCCUGGACAUUAUCGAGGCGCAGAUCGAAUCCAACCCAGACGCGCUCGACGAGAAACUCGCCGAGUAUGUAUUCUUCCCCCUCUAUCACAUCUUCCGCCAGAUGGACCGGUAUCCGGUGCCCCUGAUCGAAAACUGCAUCAAGAGCCUUCGUCUUCUCAUCACCUACGGCUGGAAAUCGAAAAUAUCCGCCAAACUGGUGCAGCAGAUUUUCAGUCUCCUCGUCUUCAUCAUUGACGGAGUCCCUGGAUCUCAAAACAAGCGAGAGGUCCCGGAAGAGACCGUGCUGGAAGCUUUCCGUACCCAGACCGCUCUGCUCGGCGCCGCUGCUUCCUCGGCGGCUGCAGCCUUUGGUCUUGCCGAGCAAAAUGCGAUCCCUGUUCUGGGACACGGCAUAACUGUGAUGCUUGAUGGCGCUGUGGACGGUGCAAAUCCAUGGAUCCAGCGAGAAGCCUUGCGCUGUCUGCGAGGAGCGUAUUCCGCACUCAGGGAGCAGGAAGCCUUGGCAAGCUUUCUUCCCGGGACCGUCUCCUCCCUCGCCAAGAUCCUUUCUCUACACAACCGGCACAAGACAGCAGUGCUGGCGGAAAGCCUGGAGGCCUUGCGGACCGUAUUGACGCGCGUGCUUGGCGAUUUGAGGACGAGGUCGAUUCUCGCUCAGGGGCGGCAGGAAGAACAAGACUCUGAUGGCGACAAGAGCAAGAUCCUCAGCCCGGCGUGGCUCAAGGCCACAGUUUUGCAGGUGAAACUGGCCUUGUCGACAAUCAUGAAGCUUCGUACGCUAGAUGCGCACCAGAUCCGAGAGGCGCUGGAGAGGCUCUGCGUGGCGUUGCUUGACGAAUGCCACACCACGCUUUCAAACUGCACAGCGAUCCUAGUGGAGACUGCAAUAGUUCUUGAUGGCGAUGCUGGUGUAGCGAACUCGACUCAAACCAGCUUAGGACACUUGGUCAACAUUUAUCCAACGCUGGGAGAAACAGUCAAGACGAUUGUUUACAACUGGAUGUCAAGCCUCCCCCGGGUAAUGCAGACAGGUGAUGAUGACUUGAAGAAGAUUGCGAUUCGAAAUCUGUCAAAAGGCGUCGAUCUGUUCCGGAACCUGGGCCUCGAAUCGGCAACUCUUGAUGACUCCAUGUCCGCGGCGCUCAAGGACAGUAUGGUGUCCCUCUUGCAGGCAUCAUCACAACAGGCCGAUCCUGGAGUGCAGCUUCAGCUGCACGACGGGACAGUGUCGGUGGGAACCUCGGCUGCAAGCAAGCAAACGUUUCAGCCGCUAGUCCUGGCUCGCGAAAGCCAAAAGGAGCUGAGAGGUGAGCUGAUGGGCCUCAUUGACCGACUCGGCUCUGCGUCUCAGAAAGCCAAGCUUGCGGCCAGCCUGUUGGAGACUGUCCGAGAGUCAUCAUCCGUUGACCAAACUGCCGCCGUGUGGCUCUGCUUCGAGCUCAUCAAGGCUGCAGAUUCAUCAAUCACCGAUGCUGACACCUUCUUGGACAUGUCUCUGUUUGCCGGGCCAUCAGACGAUACAGAGUCUAUCUUUGGCGACCUCUACAACUUUGCAGUACAGGUUCUCGAGUCUCGCGCGGACUCGACCUCUGGCGAGUGGUGCUCGGAGGCUCUGUCGCUGGAAGUCGUUGCUUAUGCCGCACAUAAAUCCGGCCACUCGUUCCGGCCGGAGCUCAUCGACGUGCUGUUCCCAAUCGCGACGUACCUGGGGUCCGAGAACCACGCCUUGCAGCAGCACGCCGUUGCUGCUCUGAAUAGCGUGGCAGCGUCGGCUCAGUACUCGAACGUGUCAGACCUGAUUGUCGACAACGUCGACUACAUGGUCAACUCGGUCGCUCUGAGGCUCAACACGCUGGACAUAUCACCGGCAUCGCUGCAGGUCCUUUUGAUGAUGAUUCGCCUUGCAGGACCCCGCCUGGUACCUUUUCUCGACGAUGUUGUCGACUCUAUAUUCGCGGCCCUGGGCAACUACCACGGAUACAAGUCGUUUGUGGAAAGCUUAUUCGCAGUCUUGAAGGAAGUUGUUGAUCAGGCGUCACGGACGAACCAGCACCUGCUGACAGACCGAGAACGAGCACGCGUGGACCAUAGAAAGAAACCGCUAAAGGAGCAAGGGUUGGACAGCCUUCUCGAUUUCCUGGAUAAGCGCGCAGAACGGGAAGCGCGUGACGCUGCCGAAGCCGCCGGCGGAGAGCCAAUUAAAGGCCAUCCGCAUGAGCCGUGGAAGACCGAGGCUACCGCUGACGAGGGCAGCGACGACGUGCAGAAUCAACCAGGGCCUGGGGAUGGCGACGAGAAGCCACCCAACUCACCGACGUAUCAGCUUCUGCUCCGCAUUGCGUCCCUCACCCAGCACUACCUGACUUCACCCAUGCCGAAAUUGAGAAGGUCGUUAUUGGAAUUGCUCACGACAGCUUCAUUGACUUUGGCCGGGGAUGAAGAUUCCUUCUUGCCCCUCGUCAACGCGAUCUGGCCCGUCGUGAUCGGCAGAUUAUACGACCCCGAGGCCUUCAUCACGAUAGAAGCAUGCAAUACACUAGUGAGCCUGUGCGAGGCAGCUGGCGACUUCCUGAGCUCACGAUUCAAAACCGAAUGGGGCGAUGGACUGCACGCCUGGUGUCGCAAGGCCCAGCAACAAGCUUUGGGCAGCCUCACCCGGUCAAGGAACUUCAAGGGGGGCAGGUCGCAUCCCGGCGUAGGCGAUAAGAUUAUGAUUCCUAUACGAUCGACGGACGGCCUCGAGGGCAAGGAAACGGCGCUCGAACCGCGAAGUCUGCACUCGGGUAGCCUUGGGCAGCAUUCUUCCCCCGCCAGAAUAUGGGAGGCGGUCGUGAAGCUACUGACGUCCAUUGUCUCUUUUGUUCACGUCGAUGCGGACAUGUUUGACCAAAUACUGGACCUGCUGUCAGACGCAUUGGAACGUAACGACGGGGUGAAGGAGGCUCUGGAGACGAUCAACGCGGAUGCAGUCUGGUUGGUUAGGUACGAGCGAGGGUACGUUGAUGCUCUUCCAACGCCCCAGCUGGAAGGCGUCAAGUUUGCCGAGAUGGAGCGGAUGCCGCGGAGUCAAGGGUAG
Molecule: messenger RNA, 3219 nt
Organism: Hirsutella rhossiliensis
Lineage: Eukaryota; Fungi; Ascomycota; Sordariomycetes; Hypocreales; Ophiocordycipitaceae
Product: HEAT repeat protein
Exons: 2
Coding region: 1-3219 (1072 amino acids)
Biological process (GO): chromatin remodeling
Cellular component (GO): cytoplasm
Source: RefSeq, a predicted model, not a curated record